AUGUCAGGAGCAGCUACACCGUACGCGACGGCUUCCGCGCGAGCCUCUGUUGCCCCCACGGGUGCUGCGACACCAGCUCCACCGCCGCCACCCACCGAGACUACCCCAACCCUCCCUCCGCCGUCUACCUUUGACAUACUCCCCGACCUUCACAAGCUCCUCAAGCGCAUACUAGAGACACCCUCUCACCCACCAGCUUCAACCCCCACGCCCGCCCAACUCUCAGCAGAAGGCCCGCUCGAAAUCCAACAUGUCGCAACAGCUGCCAAUGACAUCCGUCUCAAGAUACAAAAGGCACGACGCGCCGUAACAUCCCUGCCGGGUAUCGACCGUACCUGUGAAGAUCAAGAAGAAGAGAUUGAGGAUCUGGAGAUGCGUAUUGCGCGACUCAAGGCGUCAUUGAGGGAGCUGGGCCAACCCACUGCUCAGACUGAGGAUGGAGAUGGAGACCAGAGUAUGACUGGCUGA
Messenger RNA from Pyrenophora tritici-repentis Pt-1C-BFP, 468 nucleotides. RefSeq names its product Med9 multi-domain protein. The record is from RefSeq and is a predicted model, not a curated record. Gene Ontology annotation, molecular function: transcription coregulator activity. Gene Ontology annotation, cellular component: mediator complex. NCBI's taxonomy places the organism in Eukaryota, Fungi, Ascomycota, Dothideomycetes, Pleosporales, Pleosporaceae. Gene Ontology annotation, biological process: regulation of transcription by RNA polymerase II.